Molecule: messenger RNA, 1797 nt
Organism: Cladophialophora psammophila CBS 110553
Lineage: Eukaryota; Fungi; Ascomycota; Eurotiomycetes; Chaetothyriales; Herpotrichiellaceae
Exons: 1
Coding region: 1-1797 (598 amino acids)
Source: RefSeq, a predicted model, not a curated record
AUGGCAACACCACAGCAAAACCCAGCGAGACAGCCGGCUCCUGCUUGUGCUCGCUCAGCUUCAGCUCCACAGAGGCAACCGCUUCGGCAGAUCACCAUUGAACCUCUAAAUAUUCAGACAGCGAGUCCAAAACCGAAUGCACUUCCCCCUCCAACUCUACUUAAACACCGUCUCCGCAGAUUCAUCUCACAAUGGAACAACUGGUGGAUUCUUGAGAUCGCGGCUGGCAUGCUGAACAUUGUAUGCUUGAUAAUUAUCAUCAUCCUCCUUGACCAUUUUGACGGCAAACCUUUAAGUAGAUGGCAUUCGAGGAUCACACCCAACGCAAUGAUUUCUGUCCUGGCCACUGUCUCAAAAUCCUCGGUGCUCUUGCCAGUAGCAGAGUGCAUAUCACAACUCACCUGGCUACAGUUCCAAAGGCCACACUCCUUGCAGCUGAUACAGGAGUUUGACGAAGCAAGUCGUGGUGCCCUAGGAUCAUUCCAGAUACUGUUCUCUACUGAAGCUAUUGCAGCAUGGUUUGGAGCAACUAUUACUUUGAUGGCUCUCGCAUUUGAGCCUUUUGUGCAGCAAGUAUUAUUGUUGCAGACUCGCCAAGUUCUCCUCAACAUCACCAACACCCAAGUGCCGGUUUCGUCUACAUUUAAUACUGGCAAGACCUUUCCUGCGUCAUUUCCUGUGAAUUACUACCCACUUGGGGAUGAAGCACAUGCUCUUGACUCCUCUAUUCGAGCUGCUGGGUUUAACGGAAUCUACAACGGCGCCAUCGAACCGCCAUAUGAGUGUGGAUCGUCAAGCUGUCGCUUCGGAAGCUUCGCUUCGCUGGGGAUAUGCUCAUCAUGCACGAAUGUUUCGGAUGAUCUGAAAGACAAUUGCACAACUACAAUUGGUGGUAGGUGUGAGAGUUGGGAAUACACAACCCCUGCAAACAUCAGCGUACGUGCCCGGUAUGAUUCUGGCCAGUUUAGCAGGAACAACUUCGCUACACUCUUCAAUAGCUCCGCGACUAAAUGGAACGAACUUAGCAUGCCAUCUCUGGCACAGUUCUCCACCAUAAAAUUUAUCCUGACCACCGAUUCAUCGGGCCUCGACACUCUCGUACCCAUCCUCGCACACGAUUGCUCUCUUCGCCUAUGCAUCAGGACAUGGGCCGGUGCCACAUUCGAAAAUUCCACCUUCACAAUGGAACCACCUGAAGAAAUUAAUUUUCAGAGAGUAAUGGCAUCUGGUCCAUUCUCAAUCCUCGAGCUUGACCCAACUGUCAAUGCUACAAGAUUUGGCACCUACAAGAUCAACACUUACGACUGGCAGAUGAUGGCCUCAUUCCUGGCGGCGACCUUCUCGUAUCAGGGUAGCGAUGUCCUCUCAGACACAGAUAACCAAGGCGUGCCAAUCAUGCUGUACUAUGCCCGCGAUCUUCCGGCCAUGAUACAGAAUCUCGCCAACAGUCUGACGAACAUGAUUCGCACGUCGCCGGACAGCACCCUUGUCGCAGGCGAAGCCUUCCGGAGCGAGGCGUUUAUCAAGAUCCACUGGCCGUGGAUAUCGCUGCCUGCGAUUGUGGUCUUUUCCUCAAACAGUCUAUUGGUGAUCAUGAUGAUCCAGAGUCACAGGAAACGGUCCCCGAUCUGGAAGAGCUCCGUGCUGGCGCUUCUAUUUCACGGAUUGAAGCCGGGUACGACCAAUACCGCAGAUGAGCAUGUGACUUCGUUGUGGGACAUGGAGCUCUUGGCUGAACGGAAGAAGGUGAGGCUUGAUGGCUCAACUCCCGAAGAGCUAAUCUUUGUUCCGUCUUGA